AUGCCCGUCCCCCCCCCCCCCCGUCGCGGCUGUUCGCGUGUGCAGCGGCGGUCGCUGUGUGGGGAAGAGGGAAACGGGGAAGGGAGUGGCGGCGGAUCGCUGUGGGGGGGAAGAGGGCAAAGGGGAAGGGAGUGGCGGCGGAACGCCAGCGACGACCGCCAGCGCACCGGCGAUCCCACAUCACCUGCUGCUGCAACCCGUCGCCCGCGCGCUGCCCGGGGUGUGGGUGGUGAGAGUUCAACUGCAGCAUCAUCCGCCUCCUCCUCCUCUCAUCCCUUGCUGCGCGUGCCUUGCUGUCCACCCGUGAUUCUGCCCGUGAUUCUGCCCGUACUGCUGCCCGUGAUUGUGCCCGUGAUCAUACCCGUGUGUUGCCCGUAUUUUGCCCGUGUUCUGCCCGUGAUCCUGACCGUGAUUCUGCCCGUGAUUCUGCCCGUGUUGUCGCCCGUGAUUUUGCCCGUGAUUUUGCCUGUCAUCCUGCCCGUGUUGCUGCCCGUUCCCGUGCCAUACUGCCCGUGCCCACCCGUGUCUCCCGUUGCUGCCCUUGUUCUACCCGCGCCCAGUGUCCCCCGUUCUGCCCGUGCUGCCUGUUCUGCCCGUGCUGCCCCGUUGUGCCCGUGUUGCCCCGUUCAGCCCUUGUCCUGCCCCGUUCUUCCUGUGCAGCCCCGUUGUCCCCGUGUUGCCCCGUUCGGCCCGUGUUCUGCCCUGUUCUGCCCGUGUUGCCCUGUUCAGCCCGUGUCCUGCCCCGUUCAGCCCGUGUUCUGCCCUGUUCUGCCCGUGUUGCCCCGUUCAGCCCGUGUCCUGCCCCGUUCUGCCCGUGUUGCCCCGUUCAGCCCGUGUUGCCCCGUUCUGCCCGUGUUGCCUUGUUCAGCCCGUGUCCUGCCCCGUUCAGCCCGUGUUCUGCCCUGUUCUGCCCGUGUUGUCCCGUCCAGCCCGUAUCCUGCCCCGUUCAGCCCGUGUUCUGCCCUGUUCUGCCCGUGUUGCCCCGUUCAGCCUGUGUCCUGCCCCGUUCUGCCCGAGUUGCCCCGUUCAGCCCGUGUCCUGCCCCGUUCUGCCCAUGUUGCCCUGUUCUGCCCGUGCUGCCCGUUUGUGCCCUACCUGUGCUGUCCGUACCCGUUCGUGCCCCACCCGGUCUGUGCUGCCCGGUCUCGUGCUGCUCGUCACCCCCGUGCGGCCCGUCCCGUACAGCACCUAGUUGCUACCCGAACCCGCUACCCGUACCCGUGCUCCUCGCACACCGUGCACCAGCUGCGGGGCGUUCAACCGCAGCCGGGCACCUGUUCCACCGCGGUGGUUCAGAUGCUGCUUGGUGGUUGCUGCUUGUCAGCUUCAGAGGGGGCCCCUUGCUGGUGUUCCCACGCCCUGUAA
Closterium sp. Naga37s-1 is the source of this 1365-nucleotide messenger RNA. The record is from the annotation of a GenBank genome assembly. Lineage: Eukaryota; Viridiplantae; Streptophyta; Zygnematophyceae; Desmidiales; Closteriaceae.